Molecule: messenger RNA, 1507 nt
Organism: Cynara cardunculus var. scolymus (artichoke)
Lineage: Eukaryota; Viridiplantae; Streptophyta; Magnoliopsida; Asterales; Asteraceae
Product: adenosine deaminase-like protein
Exons: 11
Coding region: 148-1209 (353 amino acids)
Biological process (GO): inosine biosynthetic process; adenosine catabolic process
Molecular function (GO): adenosine deaminase activity
Source: RefSeq, a predicted model, not a curated record
GAGGGGUCAAAUUGGAGAACUCUUGAACGUCAAAUGUUAUCCUGAUUUCGUGCCCAGGUACACUGAAAUUCCCAAUCAAAGAUUGGGGAUUCUUUGCUUUUCGACCAAAUUUUCAAAAAGAAGAACACGAAAGGCAAAUUGGAAGAGAUGGAUUGGUGGGUUUCUAUGCCAAAGGUGGAAUUACAUGCCCAUCUUAAUGGGUCCAUUAGAAAUUCAACUCUACUAGAACUUGCUAGAGAUAUGGGCGAAAAGGGCACCAUUGUGUUUUCUGAUUUCGAACAUGUUAUCAAGAAAAAUGAUCGAUCAUUGCGUGAAGUGUUCAAGUUGUUUGAUCUGAUCCAUAUUGUUACUACUGACCACAAAACAAUUACAAGAAUCACUAAAGAAGUUGUUGAAGAUUUUGCAGCUGAGAAUGUGGUUUAUUUGGAGUUAAGAACAACUCCGAAGAGGAAUGAUUCAAUAGGUAUGAGCAAGCGGUCAUACAUGGAAGCCGUUGUGGAGGGUUUAAGAUCUGUGAGUAGUAGUCUCGACAUCAACUUUGCGUGUGAUUAUCCCGAGAAAUCUUCUGCUACAGCGGAAAAGAAGAUAUAUGUUAGACUUCUACUCAGCAUUGAUCGUCGUGAAUCUACUGCAGCUGCAAUGGAAACCGUUAAUCUUGCUUUGGAAAUGAGGGACAUGGGUGUUAUUGGUAUCGACCUUUCUGGCAAUCCGACCAUUGGUGAAUGGGCGACAUUUUUCCCGGCUUUGAAGUUUGCUAGAGAACAAGGACUUCAUAUUACUCUCCAUUGUGGCGAGGUACCUAAUCCAGUUGAAAUCCAAGCGAUGCUCCACUUUCUUCCUGGAAGAAUUGGGCAUGCAUGUUGCUUUCAAGAUGAAGAAUGGAAGAAACUGAAAUCGUCCAAAAUCCCGGUUGAAAUAUGUUUGACAUCCAACAUCCAAACCGAGACAAUUUCUUCCAUGGAUGUUCAUCAUUUUGCCGAGCUUUACAAGGCAAAGCAUCCCAUAGUCCUUUGCACGGACGACUCAGGGGUAUUCUCCACGAAUCUUUCUAAUGAAUAUGCCCUUGCUGCUAAUACUUUCGGUCUUGGAAAAGCAGAAUUGUUUGAACUAGCAAAACGAGCAGUCAAUUUCAUAUAUGCUGGAAACAGGGUAAAGAUGGAACUAAUUGAGGUUUUCGAAUCAGCUGGUAGGACACUAGAGUACAACUAAAACAGCACAAGGUACAAGUAGAUAGGUAUUUAUGAUGUUGCUAUGCAUUCUUUCUGGAAGACAAUGGUGAGAUUUCGAAGUCUUCAUUUGUAAUUGAGGGAAACUCAUGAGAAGAAUUAUAAGUAGUAGGUGUUAAUUGCAAUCAUGUCCACUUAAUUGGUAGAAGGGCCAUCAAGUCAAGAAGACUCUAAGGGUGAAAACAAUAGUCAAAGUGUAUCCUUUGAACGAAUAUACAAGCAAAAACAUCAAUUAAGCGUUGCAUGACCAUAUGAAUGAAGGUAAUGGUAUUACUAGUUAU